AUGGGUGCAAUGAAGUACUUCCUAGAAGGUUUGACGAAGUUCAAACAUUAUAUUCAACAAAGAUGAACAAAAUAUUUAGCGGUGGAUUAGUAUAUGAAUAUUCCCAAGAACCAAAUAAUUAUGGCUUGGUUAGCAUAUUGGAUAAUGGCGAUAUAAAAGUGCUACCUGAUUUUAUAGCAUUAAAAUCGCAAUUUGAAUCUCUCCCACCUAUCAACAAUGACCAAUUCAUACAGAAUACGCUCGGAAAUCUAAAGGGAAGCCAAAAAUCAUCAUUACCGAAAUGUAAGAAAACUUAUUCAAACUUGGAUAUAGCUAAAGCAGUUCCUAAAAUUGCAAAUAAUAUUAUGAGUUCUGACAUAGAUGUCGAAAGAGGUAAGUAUGUUGAACUUAAUGCAGAUGAUUUAAUAUCCAGUUACAAUAUCUUAAAUUAUAAAGGAGAACCCUAUGCUGUCGACGAUUCUAUGGAAAUAAUUUUUGAUCAUAUGUCAGGAGCAGAAAUAAUCAGGACUAAUAAGAAUGAUAAAAAGCGUAACUGUAAGUAUACCGUUUUAUCCUAUCUUGAAAAUAGAAUUGUCAUUUGA
This is a messenger RNA of Debaryomyces tyrocola, 581 nucleotides long. The record is from the annotation of a GenBank genome assembly. NCBI's taxonomy places the organism in Eukaryota, Fungi, Ascomycota, Pichiomycetes, Serinales, Debaryomycetaceae.